Messenger RNA from Etheostoma cragini (Arkansas darter), 1420 nucleotides. RefSeq names its product ets homologous factor (gene ehf). The coding region runs from base 308 to 1126 and encodes 272 amino acids. Gene Ontology annotation, cellular component: nucleus. NCBI's taxonomy places the organism in Eukaryota, Metazoa, Chordata, Actinopteri, Perciformes, Percidae. Gene Ontology annotation, molecular function: DNA-binding transcription factor activity, RNA polymerase II-specific; sequence-specific DNA binding. Gene Ontology annotation, biological process: cell differentiation; regulation of transcription by RNA polymerase II. The record is from RefSeq and is a predicted model, not a curated record. The transcript has 9 exons.
UAGCCAAUUGGCCCAGGAUAAGGAAGUUAGCAGGAUAAAAAACCCAUUGUGGUGGGGUAGUACCUAGUGUGUCUGCAUGCUUUCCUCUGCUUAUUAAAUGAUUUGGGAAGCAAAGGACACACAUCGUCUCACUGUAAACAAUAGUCCUCUAGAGUGUUGGAAUCUUCAGAAAUUAGUAUUGAUCUCUAUUCUGCCGAGUUAGAGUGGAUAUACGUCAGGCCUAAUCUGACCCCAUUCUGCUAAGUAAAUUACUCAUCUCCUGCCUUAGCCCCUGGGCCAUGGUACAUCAGAGCGCAGCAGCUACAAUAUGAGCGUGAGUCCAUCCACCACACUAGACAGCCAGCUGACCACUACCUGGGGCACUACGAACUCCCACCCUGAUGUUCCAACGGUGAUGUCUGGUUACACAAGUCGUCUGUGGCCUUGUGACUCUGAGCCUCAGUUCUGGAAUAAGUACCAGGUAUGGGAGUGGCUGCAGCAGGUCAUGGACAUGCACCAGAUGGAUGUCUCCAGCAUUCCCUUCCAAAACUUUGAUAUGGACGGCCAUCAACUCUGCAGCCUGAGCUACCAGGACUUCCUCCGAGCUGCCGGCAGCAUGGGACCCAUUCUGUUCCACAGCAUCACAGAGCUCAAAUGGAGCGGGCAGUACCAUAUGGAACUAGGGCAACUGGAACUAAAACCAGAAUUAGAUUUCUCUUGUACAUUGCCAGACGUCAGCUAUCCACCUGGAGAAAUCUACAAUCCCUUGAAUCACCCCCUCACCCCUGCCUCCCCCAACCCUUCCAGUCCUGCUAUCAAAAGGUCUUUCAGUUGUCAGGUCAAAAAACACAACCCAAGGGGGACCCACUUGUGGGAGUUCAUCAGGGACAUUCUGCUGAACCCAGAGCGAAACCCAGGGCUAAUCAAGUGGGAGGAUCGGACAGAGGGGGUUUUCCGCUUCCUCAAGUCAGAGGCAGUGGCACAGUUAUGGGGCAAGAAGAAGAAUAACAGCAGCAUGACCUAUGAGAAACUAAGCCGUGCAAUGAGAUAUUACUACAAAAGAGAAAUCCUCGAGCGAGUAGACGGACGCAGACUGGUUUAUAAGUUUGGAAGGAACGCAAGAGGAUGGAGGGAGUCCGACAAGUGACAAUUUCAUUAAUUUAUUUUCUGUUUUGUCUUUGAUGUUGAUGUUGCAAGUGUGAUGUUUUAUUGUGGUUUUUUUAAGUGUGUUUGAUAAAGAUAUGUUUUUUUAAGUGUGUUUGAUAAAGAUAUGUUUGAACUGUUUACACUAUGUUAAUAUGUUUUGCACUAAAAUGCUAUUUACUGUGCCUUAUUAAAAUACAUUUAUAUUAUACCAGCACGACAGCUGUCAAAUUUUAAACGUGUGUGUUUCCCAAAAGCCCCAAAGGAGCACAUGUCAAUAGCACUUAAAACACAGGUG